UUUCCGAUUUACUUGUACAUGCAUGGUUUGACUUCCAUUUGACUUGUAUAGAUUGUUAGCUUAUUAAUAGUGUACUAAUGUGCUUUAGUUUGUUUGAUACAGGUUCAAUGGCUCCGGAUAGAGAUGCUCCACCUGAAAACUCACAAGAAAACUCACAAGAAAGAGAUGCUCAAGAAAGAGAUGCCACGGAUACAAAUGCUCCACCUGAUACUGAAGCAAAAGAAGUUGCACGAGGCAUCACCAUUAUGAAGGGAAUCAUUCGACAUAGAGACCAAGGAUUAGUAUACCAUAUGGAUUGGAAUUCUGAUAAACAAGCAAUUGGUCCUAAUUCUGCAAAGUUGACAAGCUAUAUUGGUACACUUGUUCGUAUGCAUAUUCCGGUCUCCAUAGCUAAAUGGAAUCUGAAAAGCGAAGAGUUGGAUGCGAAAAAAAAAGCGAUUUGGGACGAGCUUCAGAGGACUUUUGAGAUACCAGAUGAUCGUAGACGCUACAUACUUAGUUUGGCCGGCAAAAGAUAUAGAGGGUGGAAAGCUUUUUUGACAAACACCUAUCUUAAGGAUAAAGAUGGAAACUUUCUUGAAGAGGCACCGGGACGGCAAAAAAAGUAUGAGAUCUUCAUUGAUGAAAAAGAUUGGGCUGAGUUUGUAAAGCAAAGAGAUGAAGAUUUUCGAAAAAGGAGUGCCACGAAUAGUGCGAGAGCAUCCAAACCCGCGUAUCCAUACAAAAAAGGGCGUUUGGGAUAUGCACGCUUAGAGGAUAAAAUUGUAAGUAAAUAGAAAUACGUUUUAAUUAAUUGUCUAAAUGUGCAUGUUUUAUUUGACGAUUUUAUCAUUUGUGUCAAUGCAUAGUUAGAGGAGACUAAAAGUGAGGAAACUUCACUUCCUGUACAUGUGUUGUGGAAGGAAGCUCGUGUGGGCAAGAAUCAAGCUGUC
Molecule: messenger RNA, 932 nt
Organism: Vicia villosa (hairy vetch)
Lineage: Eukaryota; Viridiplantae; Streptophyta; Magnoliopsida; Fabales; Fabaceae
Exons: 2
Coding region: 78-776 (232 amino acids)
Source: RefSeq, a predicted model, not a curated record